Molecule: messenger RNA, 1737 nt
Organism: Phaeoacremonium minimum UCRPA7
Lineage: Eukaryota; Fungi; Ascomycota; Sordariomycetes; Togniniales; Togniniaceae
Product: putative repressible alkaline phosphatase precursor protein
Exons: 3
Coding region: 1-1737 (578 amino acids)
Biological process (GO): dephosphorylation
Cellular component (GO): fungal-type vacuole membrane
Molecular function (GO): alkaline phosphatase activity
Source: RefSeq, a predicted model, not a curated record
AUGACUUCCGCCAGGACACCGCUCCUGGCAUCCUCCCGCCGCUCUCAAGACUCCGAGCGAUCGGACCGUCAAGCAGAGGCCGAAGACGAUGCUCUGCACGGCGAAUCCACACAACACCAGCACCGUUUCCUCCCCGAUGGCCCCUGGGCGAUCCGACUCCGCGAGAUAAUCAUCUUUAUCUGGGCGCUUCUGGCCACGGCCGCUGUGAUCAUUCUCGCAGUAUGGACCCAACAUCGCCAGCAGACGUCGCCAUACGUCAAGCCUUCAGGGAAGCGCAACCUGGUCUUCAUGGUGUCGGAUGGCAUGGGCCCAGCGUCGCUUUCACUGACACGCUCGUUUCGCCAACUCGUCGACGACCUACCAUACAGCGACACCCUCACGCUAGACCAGCACUUCUGGGGCACGAGCCGGACCCGAUCGACGAAUAGCUUGGUGACGGAUUCCGCGGCAGGCGCAACGGCGUUCUCAUGCGGCAAGAAGAGCUACAACGGAGCCAUUUCUAUGCUUCCUGACUACACCCCAUGCGGCACCGUGCUUGAGGCAGCGAAAAGAGCUGGAUAUAAGACAGGACUAGUUGUGACAACAGAUAUCACAGAUGCUACGCCCGCCUGUUUUGCAAGUCACGUACGCAUACGAGCAGAGAAUGACGCGAUUGCACUGCAAGAGAUUGGAGACGGCGUACUGGGCCGCAUGGUAGACCUGAUGCUGGGAGGAGGCAGAUGUCGUUUCUUGCCAAACACAACAGAAGGAAGCUGCCGCGCCGACGACAUCGAUGUGGCCAAAAUUGCGCAGGAGAAGCACGGCUGGACCUAUCAUGACGACCGCGCUGGCUUCGACAGCAUGGCACUAGGCAAGAACGUCUCGCUACCCGUGCUCGGCCUUUUUGCAGAUCAUGACGUUCCUUUCGAGCUGGACCGCCGUAACAUGGCAGAUGUCUACCCGAGUCUGAGCGAAAUGGCCACGACUGCAUUGCGGGCGUUGGAGGAUGCUACCAAAGACAGCGACCAAGGAUUCUUCCUUAUGAUCGAAGGAAGCAGAAUUGACCAUGCCGGCCAUAUCAAUGACCCAGCUGCACAGGUCAGAGAAGUCCUGGAGUAUGACAAGACUUUCAAGACUGUUGUGGACUUUCUGGAUAAGAGUAAGAGUCAGGGCGUCUUGGUCGCCACGAGCGAUCAUGAGACUGGCGGCCUCGUUACUGCACGGCAAAAUCCGAACGAACUUCCCGUGUAUAACUGGUAUCCUGCGGUCCUGGCAAAUGCCAACGCAUCAGCAGAGCACCUAUCUCGUCAGCUUCUUGAGCAUAUCGAUCAGACUAAUUCCAACCCUGACUCCACUGAAGACCUUAUUGACUGGAUCAAUACACAUCUAGUCAUUAACGGACUUGGCAUCACUGAUGCCCUCGAGGAUGAAUUGAAGAUUGUGGCAUCGUAUCCCGAAGCAUCAGUGACAACUCUCUCCAAGAUGAUCAGCGUUCGAGCUCGUGUUGGCUGGAGCACUCAUGGCCACUCGGCUGUGGAUGUCAAUGUAUACAGCUCCGGAGGCCCAGGAACAGACAAGAUCCGUGGCAACAUAGAAAACACGGAGAUUGGUAAGUUUCUGCGGGAAUAUUUGAGCGUGGACGUUGAUGCCAUCACAAAAGAGCUCAACAAGAAGACCGAUUCCAUUCCACAGUAUGCGAGUAGAGCGGAGCAGAACGGAUAUGAGACUGAGGGGCUUCCCAUGGAAUGGGUUAUGUAG